GCUUAGCAAGUCAUAUAUUUCCGAGUUACGUAGUUGCGACUAGUACGGGAACGCGGCAUAAGAGUAAUAUAUCCAAGUAGACCGGACGAGGAAGUCUGACGUUUUACCCCUACGGUUUACGGUCUUCACAUUUGUGUACAUUCACGUCAGUCAUUUCAACACGAAGCUAAAUGCUAGGCUAAGUGUGCUAGAUAGAAGGCGAAUGGUGGUUUGGCGCAGGUAGAACAUUCGUGCCCACUGAGUUUGCAUUUUAAACCGCAGUUAGUCCUGGCCCGACCGUACGAGGAAGUUUCCAUUCUCUCGUAUCUGUCUGUGAUGUACGGAUGGGUAGUUGACGGACUAUCGUCGCUUUUCGAGCCUAUAACCGGGCAAAAACAUUCCGGUUGGCCUGGUUUGAACGUUGGCGGGGAGAGAGACUCGCAACGGCAGGAUAGCAACGCCAGGCCAACCAAAAGGAACUACCAGAGCGUUCAUGUUUCAGGAAAUGUUAGCCAGAGUGAACCAGUGGCGAUCAAGAGACGGAGAAAAGACAUCAUUAGUUUUGUGAAGAAGACUGUAGCAGGGGUGGCUGGGCUGCUGAGACUGAGGGACCCACUGUCUCCUGCCAGUGAGAGAAACAGAAGGUACACAGCAAGCCAGAGCCCCGUGGGCCUGAUGGGAAUAGAUGAACUCCACACCUCAUGGAUGAGCAGCUCUGACUGGAAAAUGGAGAAACCAACAGUAGGAGGACAGAGGGAGAGGGGGGGGCUGGGCCUCCUCCAGGGAGCCUCUCCCCCUCUGAGAAAACACAGUGGCUCAGUGCUGGGGCCAGGGAACCCAGACAGAGGGAGAGACGGAGACGAACCCCAGAGACGCUCCCUCCAGCUCCUGCCCAGUCGGCCUACCCUGGGGGUGGGGGUUGGGACAGGACCCCCCAGCUCAGACCUGCUCCCGCCCACCCCUAACCGCACCCACAGACAGUGCUUGGCAGUGGAGGAGGCUCUGAAGGAGAGUGAUAAGGAGCACUACAGACGGCUUCUGGAGAUGGUGUCCGAUAAAUACAGCAAGAGCCAACCGCUGCCCUUCACCCGCACCAAACCCCAGGGGGCAACAUUUACACAGGAUGGACAUAGAAUGGCCAUUUUGGGAAGAACCUAUGAGUCUGUGACCCCAAAGACAGGACCUCUUAGAGCCAACCCCAGUGUGUAUAUGUGGAGAGAUACAUCCUCAGCCAAACAAACCAGAGACAUGAGAGGAGAGUUGUGGCUCAGUAAGCCUCUCAGCGCAGCUGUGGAUACACAACCUGCCAGUAAUGCAACGCAGAAGCAGCCAGAGCUGGAUCUCUCUGCAGAGGUGGCAGCAAGACUCAACCUGGUUGACAGAGAGAAGCCAACACACACUGACACACUCAACAGUGCUGAGGAGCUCCCCAGGUUCAGCAAGGAGAUGGCUGUGGAGGUGGGUCGUGCCCUGGCCCAGAGGGAUCCUAACCUGGUCCUGAGCUCAGCCUUCAAGCUAUGCAUCACACAGAGAGAUUUGGCCUCUCUACAGGAAGGGAGCUGGCUCAACGAUGAGGUGUUUGGUUGUUGGCUGUUAAGUUUGAGGUUGCUGGUGUGUGUGUGUGUGUGUCUAACAAAAAAACUCUCCCUCUCUGUCUCUCAGGUGAUUAACUUCUACCUGUCCCUAGUAAUGAUUCAUAGCAGUAGUGCGGGGCAAGGGCUGAAGGUCUACUCCUUCAGUACUUUCUUCUUCCCCAAACUACAUGGAGGGGGGCACUCCGCCGUGAAGCGAUGGACCAAAGCUGUGGACCUCUUCCAGUAUGACAUCAUCCUGGUUCCGCUGCACCUGGGAGUCCACUGGUCACUGGCUGUGAUAAACUUUAACUCCAGGACCGUGAGGUCCUAUGACUCUAUGGGACAGAGACAUGACGACAUCUGCAGCCUCUUACUGCUGUACCUGAGAGAGGAGCACAAGGCCAGGAAGAACCAAGAUCUGGACGCGUGCAAGUGGACAGUGGGCAGCUUGAGGGCCAGCGAGAUCCCUCAACAGAAGAAUGGCAGUGAUUGUGGAGUGUUUGCCUGUAAAUAUGCGGACUAUAUCGCCCAGGGGCGGCCUCUCAACUUCCGACAGUGUCACAUGCCCCUGUUCAGGAAGCUGAUGAUCUGGGAGAUUCUCAACCAGAGGCUUCUGUAGGACUACAUAAAGACAUUUCAGCUGCAGAACAUCCAUUACAACAGAAAUUGCUAACAAACAACGACAUCAGACAUGACUACUACACAGCUUCCAAACUACAACAGGAAGGACAACUAAGAAGCACAAAAGCAAUAAAUGAAAAAGACUUAAAGGACCAAAGCUAUGGACCACAGAAGGACCUCUUACCCUCUGUCAGUGGGUAGAAGUGCAGUCCUGGUAGUGAAGACAGGGUGGGUGCUCUCUGAAGAAUAGAGGUUACAAAGGAAUGGUUUGGAAUUGAUUGUGUGUUCAGAUACAUCCUGAAGUGCCUUGGACUCCAGAGAGGUUCUCUGUCAUACUUCUAGAAAACACUAGAUGGGGAAGCAGUUACACACUUAAAUCCCUGCUGUUGUAGAUGCUAUCUUAAACUUGGAACAAGCUUUCUGUGUGAAACCAGAGUGUUUUGUAAAUGUUUUGUGUGUGUGUAUAUAUGUCUAUAUUAGGUACUUUAUUUUUAUGACUAGUAGAAAGUGGAGUGACAACUGAGGCAUAUGUUAUGAGUGUUAUUGAAUGUCUUAAUUUAUGGUUGAAUCGUCAUCGAAGGCAGACACAAGAAGGCUGCAUGUGUGCGUUUAUUUAUGUAAAUAGAUAUUUUUUGACAAAUGUUUUGGUGUGCGUAGCUGAGUUUAGCUGCUUUCAUUUUGGCUGGACUGGAAAAGAGACCGGAGUGUGAGGUGUGCCAUCUCUAGAAGAGCAGGACCCCAUCUUAAUCCCUCACCACCACUAACAGAUGGGGACAAAUCAUUUAAAUCCUGAAUGUGUAACAAUAGUUUAUUUAUUUGAUGCGGAAGGCUUUUCUUUUAUGGCAUGUAUAUAAUUCAAUCCAGCAGUAACAGCAUCCGUGUAGACGGUUUUGCCAUGAACUUUAUAGCAGUUCUAUUGGAUUGUAUGAGUUUUCAUUAAAGGCAUGUAGAGAAGAAUUUCUAAUGAGUCUGUACUGCUUUAGCUUGGGUUGGCCUCCGAAAUUGCUCCCUAUGACUCAGUGGUGCAUUAUAUAGGGUUCCAUUUCCAAUUGGCCCUUGGCCAAAAAUCUGUAUGUGCUUUAGCUUACUCCCCUGUGGUGUUCAGUGUGAUGGUAACCCUGUAGCUAACAUGUAUGGGACGGUAAAAGAAGUUGGCUAAAGCGCGUACAGAUCUGGGACCAGGCUAGUACUGCUUAUGCACUGGUCAUUACACUGCGUAUUACAUUGUGCAUUUCUGCUGCUAUUAUUUAUGUGUGCAUAGAGCCGUGCUGACAACCUCAGUCAUAUUUUUGUAUGUAAUAAAGAUCAGAAGGAAAGAAA
Molecule: messenger RNA, 3494 nt
Organism: Oncorhynchus gorbuscha (pink salmon)
Lineage: Eukaryota; Metazoa; Chordata; Actinopteri; Salmoniformes; Salmonidae
Product: sentrin-specific protease 2-like
Exons: 15
Coding region: 316-2172 (618 amino acids)
Biological process (GO): protein desumoylation
Cellular component (GO): nucleus
Molecular function (GO): deSUMOylase activity
Source: RefSeq, a predicted model, not a curated record